AUGGGUUUUCAUGCUGAUGAGGCAACGGCGAGUAUGCAACAUCAACCAUGCGCAGCUUGCAGGAUGUUACGCCGCAGAUGUGACAGUAAGUGCGUACUUGCUCCAUAUUUCCCAACCGAUGAGGUUGAGAAUUUUGCUGCAGUGCAUAGAGUGUUCGGUGCCAGCAACGUUAUCAAAAUGAUUCAGAUGGUUGAGGACACAAAGAGAGAGGAUGCGGUUAAAUCCAUGGUGUACGAGGCCAAAGCAAGGCUUAGAGACCCAGUCUAUGGGAGUGCUGGAGCAAUUUAUAAGUUACAAAAGAUGAUUGAGGAACUGAAGGCACAGCUGGAUUCGAUCAAAACAAGGGUGUCAGAGAUGGGUGAACAAAAGGAGAAGCUGCUGAGUGUUGGUAACAACAAAGGUCCUCUAUUUGGCGCCAAUGACCCUAUGUUCCAUGGUUAUGGUACUUUGUGGGAAGAUUUUGAUUCUUCUAUGGUCUCAGAUCCAUUUGAAUUUCCUGUAGAAGGUGGCUGGUUAUACAGCAAUAUGUCAACAUCUUCUGAAGAGAAGCAAUCAGCCUCUGAUUUUCAAUCCACUGCCACGUGUCAUUAUCAAAAGCGUUCAUUAAAACCUCUUUUGAUUGAUUUCCAGUGGGACCCACCAAACCGAAGCACGAACCAACCAUUUGACAGAGACUGCAUGAUAAAAGAGAUAAUGCCGAAAACGGCGUCGCUGCGGUCCUAA
Messenger RNA from Sphenostylis stenocarpa, 723 nucleotides. The record is from the annotation of a GenBank genome assembly. NCBI's taxonomy places the organism in Eukaryota, Viridiplantae, Streptophyta, Magnoliopsida, Fabales, Fabaceae.